This is a messenger RNA of Dromaius novaehollandiae (emu), 1119 nucleotides long. RefSeq names its product armadillo repeat containing 10 (gene ARMC10). Bases 121 to 1089 code for a protein of 322 amino acids. Gene Ontology annotation, cellular component: mitochondrion. The record is from RefSeq and is a predicted model, not a curated record. The transcript is spliced from 6 exons. Gene Ontology annotation, molecular function: protein binding. Lineage: Eukaryota; Metazoa; Chordata; Aves; Casuariiformes; Dromaiidae.
GAUGGGGCGGCCCCGCGCGGCGGCGGCGGCGGCCGUGGCGGUGGCGGGGGUCGGGCCCGGGCGGCGCCGGAUGGGGCGGCCCCGCGCGGCGGCGGCGGCCGUGGCGGUGGCGGGCCGGGGAUGGGAGCGGCGCGGGGCGCCGCGCUGAGGGCCGGUGCGCUGGGGCUGCUGCUGCUGGCGGCCGGCGCCUGUUACUGCCUCUGGCGGCGGGCGGCGGGCGGAGGCCGCCGGGGGCGGCGGGGACCAGGCGCUUCGGCCGGGGGCGGCCGGGAGGCGCCCUGCGGCCCGCCCUCGGUGUUGACAGAUAACCAUCCUCCCAAAUCACCCCAUACCAUGGAUGCUGAUGAUCUGCAGAAACUUAUUCACUUACUCCAGUCCACAGAUGAUCCAUUAAUUCAAGAACAAGCUUUAAUCACUCUCAGCAACAGUGCUGCCUUCUCUGUGAAUCAAGAUAUAAUUCGAAAUUUGGAUGGCCUUUCUAUUAUUGGAAGGGUGCUCUCGGAUUGCAUCCCCAGGGUUAAAGAAAAAGCACUAAAUGCUCUUAAUAAUUUGAGUAUGAACAUUAAAAAUCAGAAAGAGAUACAGGUAUAUAUUAUGCAAGUUUGUAAGGACAUUGAGUCAGCUCCCUUGAACUCUGAUUUGCAGCUAGCUGGACUCAGAUUGUUGACAAAUAUGUCUGUUACCAGUGACUACCACCAUAUGAUGAUAAACUCAAUUCCAUGCUUUCUUCAUUUGCUUUCAGAAGGAAAUGAAAGGACACAGAUUCAAGUUCUGAAAGUACUUGUGAACCUAUCUGUGAACCCAGCCAUGACAAGACACAUUCUCAGAGCUCAGGUGCCAUCAUUGCUGUUACUUUUUGACAACUGUAUAAACAGAGACAUUCUGCUCAGAGCCCUCAUGUUUGCAGCAAAUUUGAAAAAGAACGUAAGCAAUGAAGAUGGCACCAUGCUUCAGAACUGGUACAGUGAAGAUUCAGUUUUCUUCACACUCUGCGGGGAUUCCACCCCAUUUGCUCAGAAAUUGGCAUCUUUAUUGCAUCACCCUGAUACAGAAGUGAAGGAGCAAGUUGUCAAAAUAUUAACACAAUAGUCAUUAAAAAAAAAAGUUACUUAAUUAGAA